UUGCGCGGUGCAUUAAUCUGUAUUCAUUUACAGAACGAGGUCGCAUCGAAAGGGAUCAUUCUUUCUUCAUUAGUCAGACCAGAAAAUUUAGAAAUCCUGGAAUGUACUGAUGUCAUUGACUGGCUGGUCCUACGUACAUAUGACACGUCGUCCAAACCUAGUGAAAGUAGUCUGCAGGUUCGUGGUGGGCCUAAAGAUGCUCUUAUCGCUUACGCCACCCAACCAUCAGGAUCAUUGCUUUAUCAAGAAGCUUUCCUAACAACGUAUCGUAGCUUUGUUACUCCAGAUGAACUUAUCCAAAAGCUGAUUAAAAGGUAUUUGUAUAUGAGUGCAAUAAACGAACAAUCAUCCGUAAAAGUAGCUCGCCAAACUUUUUCCAUGUUGGUGAGAGUUGUUGAUGAACUAUGUACUGUCGAACUUACCCGGAAGCUUAUUCGUUCAAUCACCACGUUCAUAAACCGCCUCAACGACCUAAUUUUAGAGGAUCAAACUUCAAGUAUGUCUUUGAAUCUUGUUUCAUCUUUCAAUUGUAAUUUGUUAAGUGACUUUAUUUUUAGGCAGAUGACAAUUUUUGACAUUCGAUCUGCAGUAGUUGCCAAACAGAUGACUUUUUUGGAUGCAGAAUUAUUUCAUAUGAUUGAGCCAGCUGAAAUGCUGUGGUGGGCCCAGGAACAGAAUGAAAAGAAGAGUCCUAAUUUGUGUCGUUUCACGGAACAUUUUAACAAGGUCUCAUACUGGGUUCGAACUCUUGUAUUAGUUCCACAUGACCAAAGAACACGUGAAAAAGUUAUGAUGAAAUUUAUUAAAAUAAUGAAGCACUUGCGUACUAUAUGCAAUUACAACUCGUACUUGGCGAUACUGUCAGCACUGGAUUCGGGCCCGAUUCGAAGACUAGAUUGGUCAAAAUAUAUUAUUGAUCUCUUAAAAGAACAUUCGGUCAUUAUGGACAGUUCACACUCCUUUAAGAAUUACCGUACUCUGCUUGGUGAAAGUCAUCCUCCAUGUUUACCAUACAUAGGCUUAGUUUUGCAAGAUCUAACAUUUGUACACAUUGGAAACAGUGACUAUCUUUCACUUGAACAGAGCAGCGGCAGAAAAAAUCUGCUGAACUACGGCAAAAGAUGGCAGCAGUUUGCCAUUUUGGACAGUAUACGAAGAUUUAAAAGCUGGAAUUAUUCUAUAGAAAAAGAUGAAAAAGUCAUUCAGUUCUUCAAUGGAUUUAAUCAUUACUUGGAUGAAGAUGAAGUGUGGGAUUUGUCCGAAUCAAUUAAACCACGAAUACGGAAGAAUAUAUGA
Thelazia callipaeda (thelaziosis nematode) is the source of this 1296-nucleotide messenger RNA. The record is from the annotation of a GenBank genome assembly. Lineage: Eukaryota; Metazoa; Nematoda; Chromadorea; Rhabditida; Thelaziidae.